Molecule: messenger RNA, 777 nt
Organism: Zea mays
Lineage: Eukaryota; Viridiplantae; Streptophyta; Magnoliopsida; Poales; Poaceae
Product: zinc finger protein ZAT12
Exons: 1
Coding region: 113-673 (186 amino acids)
Source: RefSeq, a predicted model, not a curated record
UCGGACAGCCUCGCAUUCUCACAUUGGAAUUGCACCGUCGAGUGAGUGCUACCAGCUCGGGCCUCGGGGCAGCGAGCUAGCGCUAGCAGACAUCGAGCAAGCCGGCGACGAGAUGGAGACCGGCGCCGUCCCCAUGCUCCUCUCGCAGCGGCAACAGGGCGGCGCGAGGACGGCGGCGGCGGGGCUCGGCGCGCGCGGGCGCGUGUUCGAGUGCAAGACGUGCAGGAGGAGGUUCCCGACGUUCCAGGCGCUGGGCGGCCACCGCGCCAGCCACAGGCGCCCCAAGCCCUACCCUUACCCCUACGGCGUCGGCGACCCGGGGCUACUACGCCGAACGAGGCUGGAUGAGCCGCGCGAGAGCGCGGCGGGGCCGAGGCUGCACGGCUGCCCCAUCUGCGGGCUCGAGUUCGCGGUCGGCCAGGCGCUGGGCGGCCACAUGCGUCGGCACCGCAGGACUUCGCUGGCAGCCGAGUCCGAAUGUGAGCUCCGCUCUGGGGACGCCACGUCGGUUGAGGAAGCCAACGUUGGCGGCGCUGGCUGUGCCAGCGGAAUCUGUUUGGACUUGAGCCUGGCGCCGUCGGGGAACUGCGCCAAGUGCCGGAAUGACGCCGUGCUCGGCAACACAGCGCACUGCGAACGGAAAUCGCUGAUACUGGACUGCCCUCCUCUUUGACAAGCUGCCUACAAUUAUAGUAUAUACAACUGUACAAGUUUUAUUUACUCUUUUUUCAAACAUUACAACAUGCAGCGGUCUAUUUCCAGAUACGUUUCCUUUUA